AAUUGGGCCAAAAAGCUGACAACGCUCCUCUUUCUUAUUCUGAUUCUUAAUCUUCUUCGCCAGAUCUGGUUUUUGAGAGGAAUUGGGCCAGAUCUGCCGUGGUUUCCCCACUGUUCUUCUUCCGCCUCAGCUCUCUAUUCUUCGCGCCUCUUCUUCGCUUCUCUUCUCCGGCCGCCCUUUGGGUUUCUUUGCGUGGUCGAGGCUGGUACUUGAAACCCUAUAUCUGGUACGCUCCCCAGAAGAUCACUAAGGCCAUGAAGCUCGUCCCCGCUGCCAAGGUCCUCCGAGUCCAGGAGGCCGUCGUCAGCGGCCGCCCCUUCUCUGAAACCCUGGUCGAGGCCCUCUACAACAUCAACGAGCAGAUGCAGACCGAUGACAUCGACGUUCCCCUCACGAAGGUGAGGCCCGUGAAGAAGAUUGCGCUCGUUGUCGUCACUGGAGAUCGAGGGCUCUGUGGGGGUUUCAAUAACGCGAUCAUCAAGAAGGCCGAGUCGAGGAUCACCGAGUUGAAGACAUUGGGGCUGCACUACACUGUUAUUAGUGUUGGGAAGAAGGGCAAUUCUUACUUUCUACGGCGGCCGUAUAUCCCGGUUGAUCGGUUUCUCGAGGGCGGGGCACUGCCCACGACGAAAGAGGCGCAGGCUAUUGCCGAUGAUGUAUUCUCCCUCUUUGUCAGUGAGGAGGUCGACAAGGUCGAGCUUCUCUACACUAAAUUUGUAUCCCUCGUCAAGUCUGACCCUGUGCUCCAUACUCUCCUUCCUCUCUCUCCCAAGGGCGAGAUCUGCGACAUCAAUGGAGUUUGUGUUGAUGCAGCUGAAGAUGAGCUCUUCAAGCUUACCACCAAAGAAGGAAAAUUAACAGUUGAAAGGGAGACUGUUAGAACCCCAACUCCAUCAUUCUCUCCAAUUCUUAAAUUCGAGCAAGACCAAGGGUGAAUUUGUUUUUUUAAUGCUUGAUUUUUUUUAAUGUUGUUUGAGAAAUAUCGUCAUUUCAUAUAUUCCUUGGUAAAUGCAUGCAUAUCAUAUAUUGUUUCAUAUUUCUUUAAUAUUAAUAUGGCUAUGCUUACAAUA
Asparagus officinalis (garden asparagus) is the source of this 1070-nucleotide messenger RNA. RefSeq names its product ATP synthase gamma chain 1, chloroplastic. The record is from RefSeq and is a predicted model, not a curated record. The transcript has 3 exons. NCBI's taxonomy places the organism in Eukaryota, Viridiplantae, Streptophyta, Magnoliopsida, Asparagales, Asparagaceae. Gene Ontology annotation, biological process: proton motive force-driven ATP synthesis. Gene Ontology annotation, cellular component: chloroplast thylakoid membrane. Bases 255 to 935 code for a protein of 226 amino acids. Gene Ontology annotation, molecular function: proton-transporting ATP synthase activity, rotational mechanism.